Messenger RNA from Salmo salar (Atlantic salmon), 421 nucleotides. The record is from RefSeq and is a predicted model, not a curated record. NCBI's taxonomy places the organism in Eukaryota, Metazoa, Chordata, Actinopteri, Salmoniformes, Salmonidae.
ACGUCUGGACAUGACCCACCCUGUGAUCAAGCAGACCCGGGAGAAGCCCAGGGCAGUAUUAGGGGUGUUGACGGAGAGGAUUAUGACAUCACAACCAUGCCAGGUCACAAACAAAGUCCGGAAGGUGGAUAUGCAGGAGCCACCGUGAGCGCCUGCGUGGCCCUGAGCGUGAAGGCCUCUAUGAAGCAGAGUGGCAGUACUCAGACAGAAAGUGAUGUGUCGCUGAAGAUUCCUGAAUAUACUGUCAUUGCCUUCAGUCUAAUUGAACUCAAGGUCAAACCCAAUGGAAAGUUUGAGCUGUGCCUCAUCCGCAACAAUGGGGGCUUUGAAAAAGUUAGGUCAAAUUACGAGAUGGAAGAGGAUGGAAUUAUGGGCCUGAGAGGCGACUUUGCUCCCAACAGCCCCCUAAAUCUGAACAAAG